GGUGCCGCCGCCACCGCCGCCGCCACACGGCCACACCCGAUGCCCCCAACUCCUCAACCCUCUCCCAUCCCUAUCGGUCUCGCUCGCAGUUCUUGAUGUUGGGGUCGACGGCGGCGCCGCCGCCAUCACCACGUGGGGACUGCCCUCCUGGAAUCCUCAAUGGAGAAGAUCUUCCUCCACCUCUUGAUGCUCCUCCGUCACCAAGUGCAGCCGGAGUUUCGUCGCCGGCAACUUCCGCAAGACCUACAUCCUCGCUGCAGCCUAGUCUCUCCGCCCAGAACAAACAAUCUUUGCUAUCUGUAGAAAUCGCUGCAGCUACAAAUGAUCCAAACCAAGAAACUUCACAUCAUCAACAUGAAAGACCUGCAAAAGCCCUGCCAAUGAAAGUUGUAGCUGCACCUACAAAUGGAAAAUCCCGAGAUCCAAGCCAAGAUCAACGAAAAAGACCUGCAAAAACACUGCCAAAGAAGAGGGUGAAGACACCUGUGGUACUGCCUGUAGUGGGAUCUCCAGGGGUUAAUCUCAUUUUAUCUCAAGGAUCGCCAAGGACAAUAGGUGUAAAACGGUCCUCGCCACUACCAUCACAGUUUUCUGGUCUUCCAAGUAGAAAUAAAAGAAGAAAACUUAAAUCUGAAAUUUGGAAUGAUUUUGAUCCUGUGUAUGAUGGAAACAAACUCAUGGAAGCCAAAUGUAAGCAUUGUCAUAGAGUUUUUCCGGCUACCAGAGAAGUUGGUACCAGUCAAUGCAAUAGGCAUUUGUUAGUUUGCGAGGAAAGAGCUAAGAUGAAUGAAUUUCUUGAAUCAGUGAAAUCAACUCUGUCAAGUCCCAGUAAUUUAGAAGAAUGGAGAUAUGACCCUGAUAGAGCAUUCAUGGAAUUGGUGAGGCUGAUUGUCUUGCAUGAAUUGCCAUUCCGGAUAGUAGAAUAUGAAGGAUUCAGGCGCUUUGUUCGAAGUCUCAAUCCAGCAUUUGAAUUGGUCUCUAGGACAACAAUGAGGCUUGAAUGUGUCGACUUGUUUUAUCACCAAAAGAUAAAACUUCGAGAGGUUCUACAAGAAUUGAACUCUCGAGUCUCUUUAACCGCGGACAUGUGGACGUCACGUCAAGUUGUGAGUUAUAUGUGUAUAACCUGUCAUUAUAUUACUGAAAAGUGGAAAUUAAGGAAAAAAGUGAUUUGGUUUUCCGAGGCUGAUACCCCGCAUGAUGGAACAAAUCUAUUUAAUAUCAUGUUGGAAUGCUUGCAAGAUUGGGGUCUUCAAGAGAAGGUUUUCUCCAUUACGCUAGACAAUGCAACAAAUAAUACUUUAUGUGUGAGCUACAUGAAGGCAAAUCUGCUAGGAAAGAAUUUGUUACCUUCCAAAGGAGAUCUUUUACAUGGUCGAUGCGCAGCUCAUGUGAUCAACCUUAUUGUUCAAGACGGGUUGGCAAUUACCUGCACUGCAGUGGACAAUAUCAGAGAGAGCAUCAAAUAUGUUAGAAGCUCCCCACCUCGGAAAAAGAAGUUCAAAGACAUAAUUGUACAAGAGGGAAUCAAAUGCAAAAAGAAAGUUACUUUAGAUGUUGCUACAAGGUGGAAUUCCACUCAUCUGAUGAUCAAGACAGCUUUAGAGUAUAGGAAGGCAUUUGCCGCUUUGAAGUUGCAAGAUCCGUCAUACACAUGUCAGCCUACAAGUGAGCAAUGGGAAACGGCACAAUCAGUUUGCAGUUUGUUGGAGGUUUUCCUCGAUGCUACUAUGGUGGUGUCUGGCACUUUAUAUCCAACCGCUCACUUGUAUUUCCAUGAACUCUGGAAAAUUCAUCUAACCUUGGAAAGAGAGGCAAACAAUGAGGAAGCUGCCAUUAGAUCUAUGGUUCAAGUGAUGAAGACCAAGUUCAUGAAAUACUGGAAACUGUCGUACUUGAGCAUUUGUCUUCCAGUCAUUCUUGACCCGAGGUACAAAUUCAAAUUCUUGGAGCUGUGCUUGAAAUCCGGACUUGAAACCGAGGCUACAAAAUAUCUUACUAAGGUGAAGAAAACAUUCAAGGAUCUCUUCACUGAAUACUCUUCACAUGAAGAUGACUCAACACUAAAGAAUGACCAAGGAACCAGCAGUGUAGCAACUAUCGAUAACCCAUGGGAACAAUGGAAUAAACAAGUUCAAGAAGAGCAACAAAAUCGAGCAAAGCUGACUGAACUUACUAUAUAUUUGAAAGAUGCUGUUCACCCGCAAGAAGAAGGGUUUGAUAUACUAUGUUGGUGGUCUGCAAAUGCACAUAAGUACCCCAUCAUUUCUCGCAUAGCAAAGGAUGUAUUGGCUGCACCAGUAUCAACCGUAGCUUCUGAGUCCGCCUUCUCCACCGGAGGAAGAAUACUAAGUGACUAUAGGAGCCAUAUGAUAGGCUCUACUGUAGAGGCAUUAAUUUGUCUUCAAGACUGGUUGCGGCCUCCCGGAACUACUCAUGUCAACACAAUAACAAGUGAUGUUGUUUAUGCAAAACGUGCUGAUAUUUAUGGAUCAAGAGAUGAUAUUUUUGAGGAUUGAUUGCAACAUUAGGUAAGCAUUGG
Molecule: messenger RNA, 2542 nt
Organism: Lolium perenne
Lineage: Eukaryota; Viridiplantae; Streptophyta; Magnoliopsida; Poales; Poaceae
Source: RefSeq, a predicted model, not a curated record